AUGAGCAGCUCAGAGGAGGUGUCCUGGAUCUCCUGGUUCUGUGGGCUCCGUGGCAAUGAGUUCUUCUGCGAAGUGGAUGAAGACUACAUCCAGGACAAGUUCAACCUCACUGGGCUCAACGAGCAGGUGCCUCACUACCGACAAGCUCUAGACAUGAUCUUGGACCUGGAGCCUGAUGAAGAGCUGGAAGACAACCCCAACCAGAGUGACCUGAUUGAGCAGGCAGCUGAGAUGCUUUAUGGAUUGAUCCACGCCCGCUACAUCCUCACCAACCGUGGCAUCGCCCAGAUGUUGGAAAAAUACCAGCAGGGAGACUUUGGCUACUGUCCACGUGUGUACUGUGAGAACCAGCCAAUGCUUCCCAUCGGCCUUUCGGACAUCCCAGGGGAGGCCAUGGUGAAGCUCUACUGCCCCAAGUGCAUGGACGUGUACACACCCAAGUCCUCGAGGCACCACCACACGGACGGCGCGUACUUCGGCACUGGCUUCCCUCACAUGCUCUUCAUGGUGCACCCCGAGUAUCGGCCCAAGCGGCCUGCCAACCAGUUUGUGCCCAGGCUCUACGGUUUCAAGAUCCAUCCGAUGGCCUACCAGCUGCAGCUCCAAGCCGCUAGCAACUUCAAGAGCCCAGUCAAGACGAUUCGCUGA
Pipistrellus nathusii (Nathusius's pipistrelle) is the source of this 648-nucleotide messenger RNA. The record is from the annotation of a GenBank genome assembly. NCBI's taxonomy places the organism in Eukaryota, Metazoa, Chordata, Mammalia, Chiroptera, Vespertilionidae.